CACCAGCCAUUACUGUCAUUAACAAGCCCUACGUAAGAUAAUAAAAUUACGAUAUACAAUAUUGUAGAACAAUAUAUUCGGUGAGAAAUCAGAAUUUUAAAAGACGUAUGUACCGAGGAAAUACGUUAGAAGUGGUUGUUUUGGUCAAACCUCUCGUGGAAAAAAAUGGUAUAAGUUCAAUCUUUGAAUCCCAGGCUUUUUCGUGCCCAUAAAUUGGAGUUGUCUGCUUCUCUUCUCCAUCACUUUUUGGUCUACGAGGCAAACCUAGUUUAUCAGCAACACACCCUUUUCGUUCCGUCUCUUAGCUUUAUCCAAACACCAUGUCGGUGGUUGCUGAUAACUCCGCAAACAGUGGAAACCACCAAGUGGUUUUAAAUGUGAACGGUGAAACCCCCAAAAAGUGUGAUCCCUCAGCCAACCAAGACUGUGUUCCUCUCCUGCAGAAGUUGGUAGCAGAGGUGGUGGGAACGUACUUUUUGAUAUUUGCAGGGUGUGCUUCGGUUGUGGUGAACCUUGACAAGGACAGAGUGAUAACACAACCUGGGAUUUCAAUUGUUUGGGGACUCACUGUUAUGGUUUUGGUUUACUCUGUCGGUCACAUCUCUGGCGCUCAUUUCAACCCUGCUGUAACCAUUGCUCAUGCUUCCACCAGAAGGUUUCCACUGAAGCAGGUACCAGCUUAUGUGAUAGCUCAGGUGGUUGGAUCCACACUUGCUAGUGGAACUCUGAGACUUAUAUUCAAUGGCAGGAAUGACCAUUUCGCAGGAACACUCCCCGCUGGUUCUGACUUGCAAUCUUUUGUGAUCGAAUUCAUAAUCACUUUUUAUCUCAUGUUUGUCAUUUCUGGAGUUGCCACCGAUAACAGAGCGAUUGGUGAGUUGGCAGGGCUUGCAGUUGGAUCUACGGUACUGCUAAACGUGAUGUUUGCCGGGCCAAUCACAGGGGCAUCGAUGAAUCCAGCAAGAAGCUUAGGGCCUGCAAUUGUGCACAAUGAGUACAGAGGAAUAUGGAUAUAUCUGGUGUCAACAACUCUUGGAGCUGUGGCGGGUGCAUGGGCCUACAAUUUCAUCAGAUACACAAACAAGCCAGUGCGUGAAAUCACUAAGAGUGCCUCUUUCCUCAAAGGUGCUCAAACCGACUGAUUCAACACCAAAAUGCAAGCAUUUUCCUUCUUUUUUUUUUCUUUUUCUUUUAUCUUAUGUUAAAGUUCGCCAUGGAUUAGGGUUAAAAUGCGAGGAAGAGUCACUGAUUUAGUGCCAGAUAAUCCUGUAUAAUAUACCUAGAGGAUAUCAAAAACACAGAUUCUCCUUCUCUAUGCAUGCAUCGAUAUUGGAUAAAA
Messenger RNA from Vigna unguiculata (cowpea), 1339 nucleotides. RefSeq names its product nodulin-26-like. Gene Ontology annotation, biological process: transmembrane transport. Gene Ontology annotation, cellular component: membrane. Gene Ontology annotation, molecular function: channel activity. Lineage: Eukaryota; Viridiplantae; Streptophyta; Magnoliopsida; Fabales; Fabaceae. The record is from RefSeq and is a predicted model, not a curated record.